AAGUAAAUUGAAAGUUAAUUAAUGAAUCAUCAUUAAACGUAAACGCCAGUGUUUUUCAAUCUAUUUUGUAUAGCAGAUCUGUAGCAUUUAGCCUAUGUGUUUACCACAGACAAAAAUAAUUGUACACAUAACUCUAAAAAAACAACAACAACAGAAAACCUGUUUACUCCGAACUCACGUACAAGAAAAGUCAAAAGGGCAGUUGCUAUAUUCUGUGAAUAAGCAUUUAAAAUAUCUUACACAAAUUCAAAACUAUAAUUGUUGCAGUUCAGUUGUUUUUAAAGAAACUUUUUCAAAGCUGUCUUUAAUAGAGGGUAUGCACUGACGUCACUUUCCCGCCGGAACACGCCCCCAAUCACAGAGAAUCCCCUCAUUAUUCAUCAGUGAAAACAGGCAGCGUUUAAAAAGAAAUAUGUAGCAAAUUAUUCAUCCUUGUACACCAUGAAUACCACAUGCCACAACAAUUUACACUGCUCGACUUAGUAAAAAAGGAGUGAAUGUUUUUUUGGCACUCUGUAAAAAGAUAGCUCAGAAUUCUUUUUAAAUCUCUUAGCACAGUCGAUCUCACAACAGCUUUUUCGCAUUUAAAUGUGUGUUUUCUGUGUUUGCGCGGAAUUCACGCUGCCACUGCGCCUUGUUGCCCCUCAGGGCAUGACUGCGGCGAUUUCCGUCUAUUGUAAUGUCACGUGCACAUACUCUGUACUUUGAAAGGCUGCAGUAUAUGUACGACUGUGAGCAUAUGCAAGCGCACGCGUAAAAAAAACUAAACAAAACAAAAACCCCAAGUAUACCAGAAGUUUCAGGUUCAAGACGACCCACUUUUACUAGUAUAAAUAAUGUGGUGCAUCUUCUGUCUUAUCCACAAACUCGCAUUCUUCCCAUCUGUUAAAGAAGCCAUUUCCUGCUACCUUCUUCUGACUACUUCCUUGUUAAGAGCAAGAUCAUGUCAUACCUGGCAGAUGUUGUUGUAGUUGGUGGGGACGGAGGAGGUGCUUUUGAUAUCAAUGGCACUGAAAAUGGAACCACGUUGAAAAAGAUCUGGGUGUGGGUCGGUGCCUGGCAGGUGAAAGCCAUGACGGUUUGGCUUACUGAUGGCCGGUCCAAACAGUUUGGUGUACCUGAUGGGAAUUAUACAGAGUUCAUAUUUGAAGAUGGAGAGCAUUUCACCUCCCUUUCACUUUGGCCAAGUGGAAAUGGAACACGUCUGGGUGCCAUCAAAUUCAAGACAACUCACUCCCGGGAGUUCUUUGCACGCCUGAGUACAUCAUCAUAUUUUCAACCAGAAGUUCCAGUUGAUGUUGCUUCUGGGAUCUGCAUGGGAAUCAAAGGACGUUCAGGUUUAGAUAUUGAUUGCUUAGGCUUCAUGUUCAUUAACACCAUCAAGUCUGUUAGGCUUACAAAUGUUGAGUAUCCCACACUUCAUGACGUGAUACCCAAAGUGGCUGUCAGGGAAAUCAAGUCCAUGACUUACCACAAUAACAGUACUGUAACUCAAGAAUUUAGAAUUGAAACAUCCAAAAAAGUCACCCAAAAAUCCUCCUGGUCUGUUACCGGCAAACUGGAAUUCACUGUCAGGCUGGAAGUGAAGGCAGGAAUUCCACUAAUUGUGGAGGGCACAACAACAUAUGAAUUAAAAUUAGGAGUUGAGGGUACAUAUGCUUCAGAGACCUCUGAAGAGAAAAUGGAGCUCUUCUCGUUUCCUGUUAAAGUCCCUCCAGGUAAAACCGUGGAUGUGAACAUCACAGUUGGCCAGGCUACAAUUGAUCUCCCCUUCAAUGGUAUAGUCAAGAUUACCUGCUAUAAUGACAGUGUGCUGCAGUUUAAAACCAGUGGAACCUACAAAGGUGUCGCUUACACUGAUGGAGAAGUAGUUGUGAAUGAAUCAGCCAAAAAUCUUCGUGGAUUUGAAACGUUUUAAAAAUUUCAUUAUAAUAAAUCUUGUAUAUUAGAUCAUUUGAAUCGAUGAUGUUUGGGAUGAUGUAAGCUUGAUUUAAAUGAUUUGUUUCAAUUAUAAGCUUUUCAUAAUCAUAAAGUUCAUCUUGUUUGAUUUUUUUCAAAAUCUAUAACACCAAUUAAAACAGUGCCUUGAUCUAUCCUGCUAGUCUUCCAUUGGUGCAGACCUACAUUUUCUGAUUAAUAAACCUUUCUUUGAAAAUCAUUCUGAAUAAUGAGUAUAACAAAUCUAAUUUGAUGUGGUUUUUAGAUUUAGUUUGACUGUAGCUUGCUGUAACAAUUUUAAUUCAUUACCUUUUUACCUAUUAAGAAGCUUAUAAUCUGUGAAGAUUUCCAGCAAUAAAAUCAGUCUCAAAAAUCUCA
This is a messenger RNA of Ictalurus punctatus (channel catfish), 2316 nucleotides long. Its product is annotated as aerolysin-like protein. NCBI's taxonomy places the organism in Eukaryota, Metazoa, Chordata, Actinopteri, Siluriformes, Ictaluridae. The record is from RefSeq and is a predicted model, not a curated record. The transcript has 2 exons. Bases 944 to 1918 code for a protein of 324 amino acids.